Molecule: messenger RNA, 2298 nt
Organism: Heterobilharzia americana
Lineage: Eukaryota; Metazoa; Platyhelminthes; Trematoda; Strigeidida; Schistosomatidae
Source: the annotation of a GenBank genome assembly
UUCCUAUUAAACUGUUUCGCUACAAUUUAAUAAAACAACCUGUAAUCAAGUGUUCAUUGUAACAUUGAACAUUUAUUUAGUUAAAUAUGUCACAUCGACGUGAAGCAGGUGCUGUUCCACCAUGGGUCAUCCCAGAAGAACAUGCACGUUGUUCGCCUCAAAUAAAAUCCUUAAAAAUAAAUUCACUUAAUGUUGAUAAUGAAUUGGAAAAAGUUAAUAAUACUUCAACUUCUAAAAUUGAUAAUAAAUUAAAAAAUAUAUCUGCUGGAGAUACAUGUGCAUCACCAACUGUUACACAGAACAAAGAACAACUUUAUAUCACUGGUGGGCAGUUAGUGAACAGCGACCAUAUGCAAUAUGCAGAUAUACUGAUCGAAAAUGGUAAAAUUGUUUCAACAGGGACAAAUAUAGAAGUACAGCCAAAUGUACCAAUAAUUGAUGCUACUGGAAUGUUAAUUAUGCCGGGUGGAAUUGAUAUGGCAACUUAUCUAGCAAAAGAUGUUCAUUCAUUGAAUAAAGAAGCUUAUUCAAAUUUGACAAAAGAAGCAUUAAUUGGAGGGACAACAACAAUUAUUGACACAAUCCUGUGUCCAAAAAACUCAUCAGCUGUUGACCUAUUAAUCCAAUAUAAAAAUGUCCUUAAAGAUAUAAAACUCUGGUGUGAUAAUGUGAUACGUAUUGGUUUCUUAGAACUUCAUGAAGCUCAGUUAAGUGAAAUGGAUCAACUGAUCAAUAAUCAUGGAAUUAAUUCUUUCCUGUUCUUUGUUGAUCCAACUGAAAUGAAUAACAAAUCCAAAGAUUCUCCGCUAGUUACAAACUUAUUAAUGGCUUUAGAAAAGUGCAGAAAAUUUGGUUCAAUUGCAUUCAUCAAACUGUAUGUUACAAAUUUAAAUGUGAAUGACUUACACAAUCAAGCAGAUAGAAGAGAUGAUCAACUGGAAUUGAAAUCAAUUGAAAAAAUUAUUUUCCUUUCUAAUACAACAAACUGUCCAGUUGUCAUUACUUCUUCAAAUGAUUUGAAUAUAAUAACUAAAAUAGGUGAAGCAAGACGUCAAAUUCCACCAGUACAUAUUUCUGCUUGUUGUACACCUGAUACAUUGUUACCAGUAGCAAUAAAUGGUCAACAAUAUGCCAGUAAAUUUUUACACCAACUAACCAAUGGUGAUAUCAUAUCAUUUUCAAGUGAUCAAUGUGAAAGUCAAUCAAAUCAUUCAAGAACAAUUGGACAAAGGCUAACAAUUGUAUGGGAGGCUUCAGUACCAUCUGGAUGGCUGGAUGCAUCAUCAUUCACCAGUGUUGUAUCUUCUAGUGCUGCACGUUAUUCAGGCUUAUAUCCAAAUAAAGGACAUCUACAUCCAGGAUCAGAUGCUGAUUUAAUUUUAUGGCCAGAUGAAAGUUUAACACAUUCUAAUGUUGGACGACCAAUUCUAGUUAUUCUGCAUGGUAAAAUAAUGGUACAAGAUGGUAAACUAAUCGAGAAACAGAGAAAUAAUACCAAUGUGAAGAUUAUGGCAAGUAAUCGAUCAGUUGACAUUACAAUUGGUGAAGCUUGUGGAAUUUUACAAAUAGGUAAACCAUUUCCACCAGCUGUUUAUGGUCUUGUAACAGCAUCAGAAAGAUUACGUAAAAGAAAUCAAAUCCCAGUGAAUCGUGAACCUUGGACAAUGAAUAAUUUAAGCGAAGAAUUGAAUUCAUCACAAUCAUCUACAUUGAACACAUCUCAUAAUGAUAGUAACAAUAAUGCAAUUAUAUCAACUAAUACCAAUGAACAAAUGAAUAUCGAAACAGUACAGAGCUCAUCGAAUAGCACACGUAUAGUGCAUGGUCAUAGAGAUUUACAUGCUUCAGGAUUUUCACUAAGUGGUGCUCAAGUUGAUGAUGAUCGACCGAUACGAUCAGGAAUACGUACAAAACAAUCAAGUGAAUCCAGGAAUCCAUUAUGGUAAACAAUAUUUUUAAAAAAUAUCAUUUAUUCAUUUGUCUGUCUAUGCACCUGUUCACCUGACUAAUCUACCUGAUCUCAUUUUUAUUAUUCAUCGGUAACCAUCUCAUUCAUCACUUAACUCGAAGUAUCAAUUAUGUUGAUUAUACAUAAUUACGCAUACGAUUUAUGCAAUAAAAGACACAUAAUCACAACACAGAAGAACAAUAUGACAAUACUAAAUAAUGGUAAUAAUAAUAAUAGUAAAUUGAAUAUUCACAUAAAAAUAAAUGCAUGUCUUUUUUUGUUUACUUUUCCUGAUAAAACAAAUAAUAAUGUAUGUACAACUUUCGGAAUGAUGACACAUUUUCUCCCUG